Messenger RNA from Neurospora tetraspora, 1534 nucleotides. RefSeq names its product glycoside hydrolase superfamily. Lineage: Eukaryota; Fungi; Ascomycota; Sordariomycetes; Sordariales; Sordariaceae. The record is from RefSeq and is a predicted model, not a curated record. Bases 241 to 1386 code for a protein of 381 amino acids. Gene Ontology annotation, molecular function: chitinase activity. The transcript has a single exon. Gene Ontology annotation, biological process: carbohydrate metabolic process. Gene Ontology annotation, cellular component: extracellular region.
GUCAACACUUCCCGUUCACAACCUUGCCUCAAGGUUCAGCCCCAACAUAUUCUUUCCAUCAGCUUGCUUAACUAUAAUAUUCGAUAAUUAUCAUACAUAACUUCUCAUUUGCCCUUUCUUUGCUCACCCAUCCGCUGGAUUAACCACGUCUGAAUCUAAUCGACUUCAUCACCAUUCACCAACUCGAACCACCAACCCGAACCAUCAUCACCACCAAAACAACAACAACAACAAGCAACAAUGCCCCCCCUCCCCCACCAACACGUCCCCCGCCUCAUAACCUACUACCAAACCCACCACACCCCCUCCGGCGACCACAUCUCCGUCCUCCCCUUGCUCCAAAAACCCGGCAUCCAUCUCACCCACCUGAUCCUAGCCGCCAUCCACAUCAACUCCGACCCCGAAGGCAUCACCCUGAACGACCAUCCGCCCUCACACGAACGCUUCACAACACUAUGGGCCGAGCUCCGCAUCCUUCAAGCCUCAGGCAUCAAAGUCCUCGGCAUGCUCGGCGGCGCAGCCAAGGGCAGCUUCGCACGCCUCGAUGUCCCUGCUGAUCCAGACUCCCCCAACGACAAGACGGCUUUGGACCGUUUUGAGCUUUACUACCAACCCCUUUGCCGGCUGAUCAAAGAGCGGGGGCUAGACGGCCUAGACCUGGACGUCGAAGAAGAGAUGUCCCUUUCGGGAGUAAUCCACCUGAUCGACCGCCUCCGCAAGGACUUUGAGCCGGACUUCCUCAUCACCCUCGCACCCGUAGCGGCCGCGAUGUUGAACCCACGACACAACUUAUCGGGAUUCGACUACGAGGCGCUGGAGGUGAUGCGCGGUCGCGAAAUCGCGUGGUACAACACGCAGUUCUACUGCGGGUGGGGGGAUUGUAGUAAUCCGGUCAUGUAUGAGAUGAUGGUGAUGAAAGGGUGGGCACCGGAGAAGAUUGUUGUGGGUUUAAUCACGAACCCGGAGAAUGGCGGGGGGUGGGUGCCGUGGCGGGCGCUGGCGGGCGUCCUGCCGCUGCUGGUAGGGCGGCAUCCAAGGUUUGGGGGUGUGAUGGGGUGGGAGUACUUCAAUAGCCUACCCGGGUCAAGGGAGAGGCCGUGGGAGUGGGCGCAGGUCAUGACGGCGCUGUUGAGGGGGAGGCAAGCGUCGGACGCGGGCGCGCAGCUGCUGGUUGGGUUGGGGGCUCCUUUGCAUCUUGAUGUUGCACAGCAGCAGCACCAGCAACAAGAACAACAACAACAACAAGCAAAACAGCGUCAACAAACCGAACAACAAGAGAAGGAAGGAGGAGUGGCUGGGCUAGUGGACAAGGACGAAGUGGACGCGCCCAUUGCAGUGCCCAAUUCGUUUGACUACCACACUGAUGCAGAAGAUGAGGAUGAGUAGGUAGAGACACGAGGCAGACCUUACACUACAAGACCAAAGCGUUCGAUUCCCAACAACGCCAACGGGAUCACAUGUGAAGAAAACUCUGUUUGAUGGCAGCACGGGGUCUACCGGUAAACGGCGUGUAAAUCUUUACAGAACCCGUCUU